CAGGGACGCCUAAAUGGUAGAAGAAUUGCGCAUGCGCGGACGUCAGAUGCCAUAUUGGAGCGGUGGCGGCGGCAGCUGAAAGACGUGCCCGGCGGGGGUCCUCAAGACGGAAGUGUCCUGUCGCUGUCAGGCGGGGAAGCAACUUGUCCGUCCAGCAUCCAAGGCUGUUCAUUGCAAGUUUGGAAGAAGACAGCAUCAAGUUACCAAGAGCAAACACCUCCUGGGCAGACCCCAUCGCACAUCAGAAUGUUGGCGAGUAGAGGUGGGAAUCUUUGGGCACCUUACGGUUCAGGUGUCUUCCAAGGAGGCACAGAUGAGGUCAAAGAUUGCCUGCUGAUCAGCAAGCAGAGCGCCAGGAUGCUGACCAAUGGCAAGGAGGAAGAAGUGAACACAGACCCUGAGUCCAUGGAGGAGGCGGAGUUUAACUGGCAGGAGUACAUGGAGGAGACGGGGGCCACGGCUGCCCCCCACGCCGCCUUCAGACAUGUGGAGGUGAGCCUGCAGAGCAGCUUCCAGGUGGGCAUGAAGUUGGAAGUGGCCAACAAGAGCAGCCCAGACACCUACUGGGUGGCCACCAUCAUUACCACCUGCGGCCAGCUGCUGCUGCUGCGCUUCAGCGGCUACGGCGACGACCGCAAGGCCGACUUCUGGUGCGACGUCAUGACUGCCGAGCUGCACCCGGUGGGCUGGUGCGCUCAAAACGACAAGAGCCUCCUGCCGCCUGAAGAUAAGCUAAGAAAAGCCAUCAAAGAGAAGCACAGCAACUGGACCCAGUUUCUGGUUGAGGAUUUGAGUGGCUCCAGGACGGCUCCGGCCAACCUGCUGGAAGGGCCCCUGCGAGGUAAGAACACCGUGGACUUGAUUGUCCAAGGCUCCCUUCUGGAGCUCCGUGAUGUCGCGGACCCAUUCCUCUACUGGCCCGCGCGCGUCAUCCACAAUGUGGGCGGGAGGCUGCGUCUUCGUUACGCCGGCCUCUCAGACGACCACCAGGACACCUGGCUCUUUUACCUGGAUGUUAGGCUCCGCCCCUUCGGCUGGGCACGGGAGAACCAUCUCUCCUUGGAACCGCCCACAGAGUUCCAGUUCCUGAAGAGCGCCCCCGACUGGCAGCGGGCUUUAGAGGAAGUCCAGCGAGACGGACAGACGCAUUCCCUGCCCCUCGAGGUGUUUAAGGACCAAGUGGAUCUGCCCAAGCACACCUUCAAACUGGGAAUGAAGCUGGAGAUGGUUUCUCCCUGGGACCACCGCCACAUCUGCCCUGUGUCCGUCACCAAGGUCUACAGCGAGAAGCACUUCCAGGUCACGCUGGAUGACCUCACUGCGGGCGCCAAGCCGCGGUCGGUGUUGUGUCACGCUGGCUCGCCGGGCAUCGUGCCCAUCCAGUGGUGCAUGAAGAACGGCGUGAACUUGGAGAAGCCGCGGGGCUACGCGGGUCAGGACUUCGACUGGGCCGACUACCUCAAGCAGAGCGGGACGGAAGCGGCCCCGGACGCCUGUUUCCCCGAUACCUGGCAGAAGCGGGUCUUCGCCAACGACAUGUGGCUGGAGACGGUGAACCCCGAGCAGCCGGCUGAGAUCUGCGUGGCCCAGAUCACACAAGUCCGAGGACGCCUGCUUUGGCUCAGACUUGAAGGUGUGGCCAAGCAGUUCUCCGAGACCAUCGUGGACGUUCAGUCUAUGGACAUCUUCCCUGUGGGCUGGUGUGAGGCUAAUGCUUACCCUUUGACCCCUCCUCUCAGACCUGUUUGUGGGAAGCAGAGGAAGAUAGCGGUGGUUCAGCCAGAGAAACAGUUGGCACCGUUUUCCCGAAUUCAGACUCCUCCUGUCAAUCACUGCCAGUCUAAUCCUAGUGAUGCAGCUAAUGGACGCUACUGCUGCUCCAAAGUCUACGUCAACCACCGCUGCUUCUCAGGACCGUACCUCAACAAGGGGCGCAUCACCGAGCUGCCCCAGGCGGUUGGACCCGGGAAAUGCACGCUGGUCCUCAAAGAGCUCCUCACCAUGCUGAUCAACGCCGCCUACAAGCCCGGCCGCGUCCUCAAGGAACUGCAGGAUCUGCAGGAGCCCGGCUUGGACUGCCAGCAGGAGACUCUGAAAGCCAAAUACAAAGGGAAAACGUAUCGCGCCAGCAUCACAAUCGUCCGCCUGGCUGAGCUCAUCCCGGACUUCUGCCGCAAAGUCUGCAUGAAGCUGCAGUGCUGCCCAAACCUCAUCAGCCCCGUCCUUGUCCUGGAGAAGUGCCCGGAGAGCUGCUUCGUCCAGACCAAAACCAAAUACACCUGUUACUACAGGAAGAAGAGGAAGCUGUCCAAGCUGCUAGGAGACGAGGACAAGGCGGCGGGAGAGGGCGUUAAACCCAAACGGCGCCGAAAGAAAAGGAAGAGCAUCUUCGUGCAGAAGAAGCGGCGCUCGUCGGCGGCGGACUUCACACCUGCUGACUCGCCUCAGGAAAGCGAUGAGGACGACGAGGCAUCGCGGUCGGGGAGCGAGGCCACCAGCUCGGAACCGCGUGACGACCUGACGGACGCCUCUUCUGUGGAGGCGCCCGGCAGCCGCCCACGCCGAUCCUCGGCGCCACGCCAGACUGAGCGGUCAGCUGUUGAUGAAGAUGUCGCCGGCCGGGAGGCGACGGAGGGACGCCGCAGGUCAGCUCGUCGGCUCCUCAGCAAGUAUCAGCCCAUCAAAGGAGACGACGUGCAGGAGGAGGAGCUGCUUCUGGACAAAAACCCUCUGGAGUGGAGCGUCCAGGAAGUGGUCCUCUUCAUCAGUUCUACGGACUGUGCCUCGCUCGCCAGCAUCUUCCAGGAUCAGGACAUCGAUGGUCAGGCCAUGCUGCUGCUGACUCUGCCCACCGUGCAGGAGUGCAUGGAGCUGAAGCUGGGCCCCGCCAUCAAGCUGUGCCACCACAUCGAGCGAGUCAAGCUGGCCUUCUACAGGCAGUACGCCAACUGACCCGCCCCCCUGGCCCCGCCCCCUGGCCCCUUGGCGCACACAGCGUCCCUACUCUCUCAGGAAGUUGGCAGAUGUUUUCCCAAGCUGCAACAGAAAGAAGAACAAAAGCAUUUUCUCCGAGUGACUUUUAGCGUGAUGCUACCAUGUUAGCGUGAUGCUACCAUGUUAGCAUGAUGCUACCACGCCCUCAGCAGCAGCAACUGAGUUGCACCUUUUUUUCCCAGCGUGCGGUGAUGUGGUCGAGGAGCACGGCAGCAUUUAGUGGAAACACCAUGGCCUCAUCUUUAAUAUAUUUGAAAUAUUUAUUUCCAAGCUCACUUGUUCUCAAAUCUGACUUUUAUCUCUUCUUAAACUUAAUAAUUUAUUUUACAGGCGGCCAGCAUGUGCACGCUCUUCUGCUCUUUCAGAAACUCCCAACUGCUGUUUUUGUGUUCAUCUAUGCAAAUGUCUGAAUGUUUUUGAUAAGCAAGAAAAUACAUUUCUAUCCAGGGA
Nerophis ophidion (straightnose pipefish) is the source of this 3444-nucleotide messenger RNA. It is a transcript of the gene sfmbt2, whose product is annotated as Scm like with four mbt domains 2. Gene Ontology annotation, molecular function: histone binding; transcription corepressor activity. Bases 247 to 2952 code for a protein of 901 amino acids. The record is from RefSeq and is a predicted model, not a curated record. Lineage: Eukaryota; Metazoa; Chordata; Actinopteri; Syngnathiformes; Syngnathidae. Gene Ontology annotation, biological process: regulation of DNA-templated transcription. The transcript is spliced from 23 exons. Gene Ontology annotation, cellular component: nucleus.